Messenger RNA from Ctenopharyngodon idella (grass carp), 1729 nucleotides. RefSeq names its product UbiA prenyltransferase domain containing 1 (gene ubiad1). The record is from RefSeq and is a predicted model, not a curated record. Gene Ontology annotation, molecular function: prenyltransferase activity. NCBI's taxonomy places the organism in Eukaryota, Metazoa, Chordata, Actinopteri, Cypriniformes, Xenocyprididae. Gene Ontology annotation, cellular component: endoplasmic reticulum; Golgi membrane. Gene Ontology annotation, biological process: vitamin K biosynthetic process; menaquinone biosynthetic process.
CUGCGUCCUCUGAUCUCUCUGAAGCGCUGCUAGAUUGAGCCGACUAUGAAGCAGAGCCGCGGAGAGACCUGCGUGCUCGCGGGAUCUAACGGACUGAAUGGAACGAGGUCAUCGGGAGUCGAGCGUGACCGCAGCGGCCAUCCUUCCCGCGUGGCCGGGAUGGCGUUGGACAUGCGGGGCAAGUGCGCGGCGUACGUGUUGGCCCUGAGGCCGUGGAGUUUCAGCGCCUCGCUCACACCUGUGGCUCUGGGCAGCGCUCUGGCCUACAAACUGGAGGGGUCGGUGGACCUCCUGGUUCUCCUGGUCUGUGCCGUGGCGGUUCUGGUGGUUCAUGGUGCAGGGAACCUGGUGAACACCUACUAUGAUUUCUCCAAGGGAAUCGAUCACAAGAAGAGCGACGACAGGACUCUGGUGGAUCAGAUCCUGAAGCCGCAGGACGUGGUGAUGUUUGGGGCGGUGUUGUACUCGGCAGGAUGUCUCUGUGCCACGCUGCUCUACUUCCUGUCCACCCUGAAACUAGAGCACUUAGCUCUCAUUUACUUCGGAGGACUGUCCAGCUCUUUUUUAUACACUGGAGGCAUCGGACUGAAGUACGUUGCUCUGGGCGACGUGGUCAUCCUCAUCACCUUCGGUCCUCUGGCGGUGAUGUUCGCUCACGCUGUGCAGGUGGGCUACCUGUCGGUGCUGCCGCUGGUGUACGCCGUGCCGCUGGCGCUCAACACCGAAGCCAUCCUGCACAGCAACAACACCCGAGACAUGGACUCGGACAAGCAGGCGGGCAUCGUCACCCUGGCCAUCCUGGUGGGGCCCACGCUGUCCUACGUCAUCUACAACUUGCUGCUCUUCGUCCCCUAUCUGCUGUUCUGCAUCUUAGCCACGCGCUACACCAUUAGCAUGGCUCUGCCGCUGCUGACGCUGCCCAUGGCCUUUCCUCUCGAGAGGCAGUUCCGUCGGCAGUGUUACGCCAAGAUCCCACAAAAGACUGCCAAGCUCAAUUUGCUCAUGGGACUCUUCUACGUUUUUGGGAUUAUUUUGGCACCGCAGGGUAGCUUGCCGUUAUUGUGAAAGAACUAGAACUUUUGUCCUAUUCGUUUUAAACAACUCUAGAUACUUUUGUAUUUAUAGUAAUGUUAAUCUAAAAUUCAAAGACUUUAAUUUAUUGUGGUUUAUUUAUGUUUUCGGAGUGGGCGAGUGCUCUCGUGCAGCGCUAAAGGUUCAUAGACUGUCCGGUACAUCAGUAUUGUAAAAAGAGACCAGUCUGUAAAUGAAGAAGCACAUACAUACACACACAUUAUAUAUAUAUAUAUAUGCGUUUACUAGUAAAUUAAAUGUUUCUGAUAUAUUUAGGACUUUUCUCAUUAUUUCAUGUUUUUCUAGACAUGACUAUAAAAUCGUUUUUUAAUGUUUUUGAUUGUUUUCAUUUUAUAAAACCACGAUAUCAUCUUCCUUGUCAAUUCUCAAGUAGCAGCUCUUCAGUUCUGUGUCCAUGUCUGCUCAGAUUUGCCUAAAAACAUGGUGGUCAGUUGGUGAGUGUUUUAAUGAGGGAAUCUUUAGUUUUUUAGGUUUAGUGCCAUUGACUUGCAGGGUUUUUGCCAAAUAAACCAAACUCCUGAAUCUACAAGAAAGGUGUAGUGCUUCUCAGCUGGAUCUUAUGUCAUAGACAGCGUUAGACAUUUCAAUGCCACUUUUUUUUUUUUUUUUUUCCCAAAUAAAGGAUGUACCAAACCAA